UAAAAACACAUAUAUUACGUCUUGCGUGUUCCUUAGCUCGUUCACUGUAAAUAAACGCUUUCUUUUCACAAAUAAAGUUCGAAACUUCCGGUGUUGUACGAUUCUGCUUUGCCACUUUGUCCGGGAAAAAAAAUGAACGUAAGAACGAAAAAAAUCAGUUUGAUCGUAUUAACUUGUCUGUGCGUUUGGUUCUUCGUGCAGUUGGUUUCGUGCAAAAUUAAAACCACAAAAUUUCCCGAGUUGUACGGAUUUCCAGUUUCGUCGGAUCGGACGAGCACUCCCGGUGUGGAGCCCGCGGCAGCGAACGAUUCAAUCGAGGACCAACCGGAAGAUUUAGCCCCGCUCUCGGUGGAGUACAACGGGCCGCCGAUCCACUCGAUGUACGAAGGCGGGUUCGAGAUCGACAACCCGAAGGUAUGCGGCGAGGGGGGCAGCUCCGCUCCGGAGUUGCUGAUCGUGGUGCACUCGGCCGCGUCCCAGCUCGACAUGCGCACGGCGGUCAGGUACACGUGGAAGCACUUCGACAGGAUGGAAAACGUCGCCGUGGUCUUCUUCCUCGGCAGGUCGCUGAACGGAUCGUUGUCCGAGCGGGUCCGCGCCGAGUCGGACUUCUUCGGCGACGUGGUCGUCUCGAACGUGGUCGACGCCUACGAGAACCUGACCUUGAAGACAAUCUCCAUGUGCGAGUGGGCGCGCAGAUCCUGCCCGCGCGCCAGGUUCGUGCUGAAGGCGGACGACGACGUUUUCCUCAACGUGCCGUUGCUCGUGGACUUCGUGCGGCAGAAGGAGGUUUCCUCGGCAAGCAGGAGCGUGUACGGGAUGGUGAACCGCGGUACCGGCCCGGUCCGGUACCCGGGCCACAAGUUCGACGUACCCGUCGAGGUGUACCCGGGCGACGUGUACCCGGACUACAUGCAGGGCGCGUCCUACCUGCUGACCGGGGACCUCGUGGGACCGCUGUUCCGCGCGGCGCUCCGGAUGGACUUCUUCCGGAUGGAGGACGUCUUCUUGACGGGCUUCGCCGCCGAGCGGAUCCGGGCCCGGAAGGUGGACGUGGCCCGGUUCUACACCCUCUUCUACGAGAUGUGGGAGGAGAGGACCUUCUUCGAGCACACCCUGCGCGUCGUCGAUCCCUGCGACGUGAAAAGGAGGAUAGCCAUACACUACGUGAGUUACAGCGACAUAUUCAAACUGUGGUACUACCUGUUCGACAAGACGAAGAGUUGCCGGUGAUGUUACUGAGUGCUCGAUGAAAGGAAUGGUAGAUCUGUGAGAAACAUCGAUACAAGAUAGACGCUAUGAACCU
Bacillus rossius redtenbacheri is the source of this 1306-nucleotide messenger RNA. RefSeq names its product beta-1,3-galactosyltransferase 5-like. Lineage: Eukaryota; Metazoa; Arthropoda; Insecta; Phasmatodea; Bacillidae. Gene Ontology annotation, molecular function: hexosyltransferase activity. Bases 133 to 1233 code for a protein of 366 amino acids. Gene Ontology annotation, cellular component: Golgi membrane. The record is from RefSeq and is a predicted model, not a curated record. The transcript has a single exon.